AUGGAUAUCGCGCUCCUCCUCGCCCUCGGGCUGCUGGCCCAGAGCCUGGGCCCGUCCUUGGGGGUCUCUGCACAGAAGAGGCCCAGUAUCCUAUACCCCUGGCAGCGGGCACCCGCGCCAGGCCGUGUGCGAAGAGCCUGGGUCAUCCCCCCCAUUAGUGUAUCCGAGAACCACAAGCGCCUCCCGUACCCCCUGGUGCAGAUCAAGUCGGACAAGCAGCCCCUGGGCAGUGUCAUCUACAGCAUCCAAGGUCCUGGUGUGGACGAGGAGCCCCAGGGCGUGUUCUCCAUCGACAAGUUCACGGGGAAGGUGUUCCUGAAUGCCAUGCUGGACCGGGAGAAGACAGACCGCUUCAGGCUAAGGGCCUUUGCUCUGGACCUGGGAGGAGCCACCCUAGAGGAGCCCACCGACCUGGAGAUCGUGGUCGUGGAUCAGAAUGACAACCGGCCCGUCUUCCGGCAGGAGGCGUUCACGGGCCAAGUGCUGGAGGGUGCAGUCCCAGGCACCUACGUGACCAGGGCCGAGGCCACAGAUGCUGAUGACCCAGAAACCGACAAUGCAGCCCUGCGAUACUCCAUCCUGGAGCAGAGCAGCCCCCAGCUCUUCAGCAUUGAUGAGCACACGGGGGACAUACGCACCGUGCAAGUGGGUCUGGACCGUGAGGUGGUCGCCGUGUACAACCUGACCCUGCAGGUUGCGGACAUGUCUGGAGAUGGCCUCACCGCCACGGCCUCCGCCAUCAUCACCCUCGAGGACAUCAAUGACAAUGCACCUGGGUUCACCGGGGAUGAGUUCUUCAUGGAGGUCACAGAGGCCAUCAGCGGAGUGGAUGUGGGGCGGCUCGAGGUGGAGGACAGGGACCUGCCAGGCUCCCCCAACUGGGCAGCCAGGUUCACCAUCCUGGAGGGUGACCCCAAUGGACAGUUCGCUAUCCACACAGACCCCAAGACCAACGAGGGCGUGCUGUCCGUGGUGAAGCCCCUGGACUACGAGCGUUGUGAGCAGUACGACCUCACAGUGGAAGUGCAGAACGAGGCUCCCCUGCAGGCAGCUGCCCCCAGGGCCGAGCGGGGCCAGGCCAGGGUCCACGUGCAGGUGCAGGAUGUCAACGAGGCGCCCGUGUUCCAGGAGAACCCACUGCGGACCAGCCUGCCCGAGGGGGCGCUCCCAGGAACCCCCGUGGCCUCCUUCUCUGCCCAAGACCCUGACACACAGCAGCUGCAGAGGCUCAGCUACUCCAAGGACUACGACCCGGAGGACUGGCUGCAAGUGGACAGAGCCACGGGUUGGGUCCAGACCCAGCGAGUGCUCAGCCCAGCAUCACCUUUCCUCAAGGACGGCUGGUACAGGGCCAUUAUCCUGGCUUUCGAUGAUGCCUCCCCACCUCGCACGGCCACUGGGACCCUGUCCAUUGAGAUCCUGGAGGUCAAUGACCACGCCCCUGAGCUGUCCCCGCCAUCUGGUAGUGUGUGCAGCAAGCCAGAUCAGGGCUCUGGCCUUCUCCUGGGGGCCACGGAUGAGGACCUGCCCCCCCACGGGGCCCCCUUCCACUUUCAGCUGAGUCCCCGGGUCCCAGAGCUGACCCAGAACUGGAGCCUUAGCCAGAUUAAUGUGAGCCACGCGCGCCUGCGUCUACGCCACCAGGUCCAGGAGGGCCUGCACCGCCUCAGCCUGCUCCUCCGAGACUCAGGGCAGCCGCCCCAGCAGCGCGAGCAGCCCCUGAACGUGACAGUGUGCCGCUGCGGCCAGGACGGUGCCUGCCUGCCAGGGGCCGCUGCCCGGCGCACGGGGGGCGCGGGCGUCAGCCUGGGCGCCCUGGUCAUCAUGCUGGCCAGCGUCAUCCUGCUCCUCUUGCUUGCCCUGCCGGUGGCCCUCGUCACGCGGUCCCGGCAGCAGUCCGGGGACAAGGGACUUCUGCACGGGCUGCACGACGACCUCCGGGACAACAUCCUCAACUACGAUGAGCAGGGGGGCGGAGAGGAGGACCAGGAUGCCUAUGACAUCAACCAGCUGCGCCACCCAACAGAGCUGGCAGCCCUGCGCGCCCCCCUGGGACGGCCGCCACUGCGCCGAGAUGCCCCGUUCAGCCGAGUGCGCCCCCAGCCACCCCGCAUGCUGCCCACCAGCCCUGCCGAUAUCGCUGACUUCAUCAAUGACGGCUUGGAGGUGGCAGACAGUGACCCCAGCGUCCCGCCCUACGACACAGCUCUCAUCUAUGACUACGAGGGGGAUGGUUCUGUGGCAGGAACGCUGAGCUCCAUCCUGUCCAGCCUGGGGGACGAGGACCAAGACUACAGCUGCCUCCGGGGCUGGGGCCCGCGCUUCGCCCGGCUGGCUGACCUGUACGGAACCCCGUGAGGGCCAGACCGAGGGCCAGGGCAG
Odobenus rosmarus divergens (Pacific walrus) is the source of this 2382-nucleotide messenger RNA. It is a transcript of the gene CDH15, whose product is annotated as cadherin 15, type 1, M-cadherin (myotubule). Gene Ontology annotation, molecular function: cadherin binding; calcium ion binding. The transcript is spliced from 14 exons. The record is from RefSeq and is a predicted model, not a curated record. Lineage: Eukaryota; Metazoa; Chordata; Mammalia; Carnivora; Odobenidae. Gene Ontology annotation, cellular component: adherens junction; plasma membrane; catenin complex. The coding region runs from base 1 to 2358 and encodes 785 amino acids. Gene Ontology annotation, biological process: cell morphogenesis; homophilic cell-cell adhesion; adherens junction organization.